AUGCCACCCCCAUCAACCCACCAAAUACCCCACUCCCUCCCCCUCACCCUCAUCGUCGCCACAACCCCCAUCCGCGUCGCGUCCUCAACACCCAAUGAAGCAGCACCCACCCGCCUAGGAAUCGGUCUCAAGGGGACCCUCCCCUGGCCACGCAUAAAGACAGACAUGUCCUUCUUUGCCCGGGCAACAUCCCGCGCCCCAACACCGGGUACUACCAAUGCGAUCAUCAUGGGCCGGAAGACAUACGACUCGGUGCCCAAGCACCUGCGUCCAUUGGGGAAGCGGAUUAGUGUCGUUGUUACCCGUGAUACGACUGGUGUUGUGAGGGAGGGUGUGUUGAAGGAACUUGAGGCAAGGAAGGUGAAGAUGGCGGAGACGGCGAGGGCUAAAGCUGCAGCCGAAGCUGAGGCUGGGAAGGAGUCGAGUGGUGCUUCUCCCGAAGAACCUAUCACCGAUGCGUUGGUGACGACUAGUCUGGAUGCUGCGUUGUCGGAAUUAGAUACUGUUUAUGGAUCUUGCGGACGGUUAGGCAAGAUUUAUGUUAUCGGCGGUGCGGAGAUAUACGGUGCUGCGUUGCGGAUGAAGGCUGUCGAGCCGAGGAGGCCUGUGAGGAUUGUUAUGACGAAUGUUGUGAGGAGGGCUGGAGAUGAUGGUGUGGCGAAGGAGUUUGAGUGUGAUACUUUCUUCCCUGUUGAGGGACUUGGGGCUGAGAAUGGAUGGCGGACUGCUAGUGCGGACGAGGUGUCUGAGUGGGUGGGGGAGAGUGUUACGGGGGAGUGGAUUCAGGAUGGGGAGGUUGAGGUGCAGAUGGUUGGGUAUGAGAGAUUGGAGUAG
This is a messenger RNA of Penicillium subrubescens, 834 nucleotides long. Its product is annotated as dihydrofolate reductase. Gene Ontology annotation, biological process: dihydrofolate metabolic process; folic acid metabolic process; tetrahydrofolate biosynthetic process. Gene Ontology annotation, cellular component: mitochondrion. Lineage: Eukaryota; Fungi; Ascomycota; Eurotiomycetes; Eurotiales; Aspergillaceae. The transcript has a single exon. Gene Ontology annotation, molecular function: dihydrofolate reductase activity; NADP binding. The coding region runs from base 1 to 834 and encodes 277 amino acids. The record is from RefSeq and is a predicted model, not a curated record.